UUUCCUCCUUCAUCCGUCAUCGAUCGUAGCUCACGUAGUAAGUAUAGACUGCUACGCUUCCAGUCUCCGGUCCUGGGGUUGGUUAUCACAGGGUAGAAUCACGGGAUCCAUUCAAGAGUGUUAUCCGAGUGUAUUCAUCAUUCAGGCCCUCAUGGCAUUCUUAGCCCUUAUCUCUCGUUUUCGGGUGCUUCAUUCAAAAGACUGACUCGAACCCGUGCAAAUUUUUUUUCGGGGUUCACUUUCACCACCACCACCGUCACCCAUGUCGGAUAUCAUCAGCGUUCCCAAGCUCGGCAGUGGCAAGAACGACGAACAAGAUGAAGUUGCAACACCGUAUAAGGUUCACUGGUUCCGUUCCACGAUUUUCCAGGUUAUCGUAGUUGGGAUGGUGUUUUUCUGCGCUCCAGGAAUGUACAACGCUCUAUCGAGUUUAGGAGCUGGAGGCCUUGCAACACCGUGGUACGCUAAUGCUACGGCGGCGGCGGGAUACGUCUUCAUGGCAUUCUUCGCGCUCAUUGGUGGGAUUAUAGUCAGUAAAAUCGGGCCUAGGUUGGCAUUGUUCAUAUCAAGUACCGGCGAUGUGAUUUAUGGUGGAAGCCUUUAUCUCAACUCCAAGAACGGUACCCAGUGGUUUAUGAUGCUCGGUUCUAUAUGGUCAGGCGCUACCGACGGGUUGAUGUAUAGUGUGGAAGGUGCAAUCAUUACCGGUUACCCUGAACCGGACGUAAAGGGUCGCAUGCUUGGUUUAUGGGUCUUCAUGCGUUCCAUAGCACCUUGCAUCGGUGGCGCGAUCAUUCUCGGAUUGAAUUCAGAGACUGAUUCAUCUGGAGGGGUAUCAUUAACGACUUACAUUGCCAUUAUCGUCAUCAUGUGUUUGGGACCAUUUUUCGCUCUUCUCUUGUCGGCACCUGAGAAAGUGCAGAGGAAAGAUGGGAGAAGGGUCGGGUGGAGGAGGGCUGGAUUCGUUCAGGCUUCGAAGGAGUGGUGGAGGGUUGCUAGUUCGAAAGAUAUGUUACUCCUCUGUCCGUUAUUCUUCACAUCGUGGUUCUACAAUUCCUACAUCGGAACACUCCAAACACAAUACAUGACGGUUCGUACACGAGCCCUAUGCGCUUUCGCUAUUCCAUGGGGCGACAUUCUCGGCGGCUUCAUGAUAGGUUCCUUCCUCGAUUGGAAACGAAUUUCUGUCGCCAGACGUGCAAGGUGGAGCUUUAUCGGGAUCAUGGUUUUCAAUCUCGCCCUUUGGGUAUGGGCUGCAAUCAUCACGAAACAACUUCAUGAUAGUCAUGAGAUCGUCGACUGGACGUCUGGAUCCCUGUUCAGCAAGACGUUCUCGUUGUUCGUCAUCUUCGAUGCUGCUACGAUGAUGACACAGACCGCUAUGUUCUGGAUCGUUGGGAAGAUGUCCGAUGACUUUGCGGUUCUCUCAUACAUGACUGGGACUUUACGAGCUGUAGAAUCAGCAGGACAGGCUGUUGCGUAUGGAAUCAAGUCUACGGAUUCGUCAGACUGGAUAUCGAUUGGGAUGAAUAUUGGAUUGAUCGUCCUUUCUCUUCCCUUCGCCUGGGUCGUCAUACGGAAGAUCGGUGUUGUUGAUUUUGAGAGGAUUACGUUUGAGCAUGUUACGAAGACGACGGUUCAUGAAGAUUCUCCUUCCUCACCGUCGCCUUCGAGGGGGAGUGAGGAGAAUGAGAAGAGGGCUUAAAAAUGUGCAAUGUUAGGUUGUGGUACGAGUAGCUUCAUGUGGAGACGGUUUUCUUUUGGAAACGGGUCAUUGUUCUUUUUUUUGUUCUUUGGUUGUGCGAGGAGAUGACGUUCGAAAGCUUUAUAACACGUUAAGUCAACGGGGGUGAACGGUAGUAAUCAACGCAUUCUCAUCAUUACCUUCGAAGAAAUAAUCCGAGUUAACACCU
This is a messenger RNA of Marasmius oreades (fairy-ring Marasmius), 1913 nucleotides long. RefSeq lists its product as uncharacterized. The record is from RefSeq and is a predicted model, not a curated record. The coding region runs from base 263 to 1705 and encodes 480 amino acids. Lineage: Eukaryota; Fungi; Basidiomycota; Agaricomycetes; Agaricales; Marasmiaceae. The transcript is spliced from 14 exons.